UGGGUGUGGGAGAGCCCUGGCGGGAGCGGGACCCAUGGCCCUCCCAUGCGCCCCGCCCUCACAACCCGCCCCUCGCCCUCCCGCCCACAGCGCGCGAGGCGGGCAGCGCGGUCGAGGCCGAAGAGCUGGUGAAGAGUGGUCUGGCGUGGGAGCCGCAUGCCAACGACACGCGGGAGGAGGCCGGCCUGCCAGCAGCUGGGGACGAUGAGACCUCGUGGAUGGCGCCCGGCGGCGCCAGAGGGCCCGAGGAGGUGCUGCAGACAUCGGUUGCAGUGACCGGUACCACCUGGCUAGAGGCUGACAGCCCAGGCCUGGGCGGAGUGACCGCAGAGGCUGGCAGUGGUGAUGCCCAGGCCCUUCCAGCCACGCUCCAGGCUCCUGUCGAGGCCCUCGGGCAGUCAUCAAUGGUCCCCACCACUCCUGAGGCUGCAGAGGCCAGUGGACCACCCUCCCCCACCCCUGGCGACAAGCUGAGCCCAGCUCCUGAGCUCCCCAAGGAGAGUCCUUUGGAGGUUUGGCUGAAUCUAGGAGGCAGCACACCCGACCCUCAAGGGCCAGAGCCAACUUCCCCCUUUCAGGGCACACCGGAGGCCCAACCAGCAUCAGAUAUAAUUGACAUCGACUACUUCGAAGGAUUGGAUGGUGAGGGUCGUGGUGCAGACCUGGGGAGCUUCCCAGGGUCACCAGGAACCUCUGAGAGCCACCCUGAUACUGAGGGAGAGACCCCCUCUUGGAGCCUGCUUGACUUAUAUGAUGACUUCACCCCCUUUGACGAAUCUGAUUUCUACCCCACCACAUCCUUUUAUGAUGACUUGGAUGAAGAAGAGGAAGAAGAGGAAGAUGACAAAGAUACAGUGGGAGGUGGAGACCUGGAAGAUGAAAAUGACCUCCUAGUGCCCACUGGGAAGCCUGCUCUGGGGCCUGGGACAGGCCAGCCUACCAGUCGGUGGCAUGCUGUUCCUCCUCAGCAUACUCUAGGGAUGGUCCCUGGCAGCAGCAUCGCCCUCAGGCCCCACCCAGGAGAGCCAGGCAGAGACCUGGCCUCAAGCGAAAAUGGCACUGAAUGCCGCAGUGGCUUUGUGCGGCAUAAUGGCUCCUGCCGGUCAGUGUGCGACCUCUUCCCAAGUUACUGUCACAAUGGCGGCCAGUGCUACCUGGUGGAGAACAUAGGGGCCUUCUGCAGGUGCAACACUCAGGACUACAUCUGGCACAAGGGGAUGCGCUGUGAGUCCAUCAUCACCGACUUCCAGGUGAUGUGCGUGGCCAUCGGCUCGGCCGCCCUCGUACUGCUCCUACUUUUUAUGAUGACAGUGUUCUUCGCCAAGAAACUCUAUCUGCUCAAGACAGAGAACACCAAGCUGCGUAGGACCAACAAAUUCCGGACCCCAUCUGAACUCCACAACGAUAACUUCUCCCUCUCCACCAUUGCCGAGGGCUCUCACCCAAAUGAUGAUCCUAAUGCUCCCCAUAAAAUCCAAGAAGCUCUCAAAUCCUGCCUGAAAGAGGAGGAGUCAUUUAACAUCCAAAACUCCAUGUCACCCAAACUUGAGGGUGGCAAAGGUGACCAGGCUGACUUGGACGUGAACUGUCUUCAGAAUAAUUUAACCUAAAGCAGAGCAAGAAGAGAGGAAAUAGGGGGUGGGGGGUGGGGGCAGGGGAAGAAACAUUAUCUCCUCUUGUACAGAGCCUAUUUCUUGUAACCAUUUGUUAAACUCUUUCUUUUUCUGAUCUCAUGGCAUGCUUUGAUGUAUUUUGUACAGGAGGCAAAAAAAAAUACUUAAAAUUAAGCAAAGAAAUGGAACGGAAUUGCAUAUAUUGGGUUGUUUUGUCUGUGCUGUCUGUACAUUGCUUCUGCUGCUGUGAUUUCUAAACCUGUGCUGUUAUUCAACUGACUUUUUUUUUUGUACUUUGACCCACCCUUUUUUUGAAAUACCAGUAAAAGUUCUUGAAAUAAAACUUUUUAAAAAG
Carlito syrichta (Philippine tarsier) is the source of this 1968-nucleotide messenger RNA. RefSeq names its product chondroitin sulfate proteoglycan 5 (gene CSPG5). Bases 219 to 1610 code for a protein of 463 amino acids. The record is from RefSeq and is a predicted model, not a curated record. Gene Ontology annotation, biological process: nervous system development. Lineage: Eukaryota; Metazoa; Chordata; Mammalia; Primates; Tarsiidae. The transcript is spliced from 4 exons.